Oncorhynchus nerka (sockeye salmon) is the source of this 5495-nucleotide messenger RNA. Its product is annotated as ubiquitin thioesterase OTU1. NCBI's taxonomy places the organism in Eukaryota, Metazoa, Chordata, Actinopteri, Salmoniformes, Salmonidae. Gene Ontology annotation, molecular function: protein binding; cysteine-type deubiquitinase activity. Gene Ontology annotation, biological process: endoplasmic reticulum unfolded protein response; protein deubiquitination. The coding region runs from base 408 to 1319 and encodes 303 amino acids. Gene Ontology annotation, cellular component: cytosol; nucleus. The transcript has 3 exons. The record is from RefSeq and is a predicted model, not a curated record.
ACCGAAAACUCGCUGUUUCUUAUCCCUGAACUGAUUAGGUGAAAAAUCUGCCUUGAGCAGGGCACUUAACCCUAAUCGCUCCUAAAAAUUGUUUGGAUAAGUGUCUGCUACAAUAUAAAGUUAGCUCGUGUAAUUUCACUUGCAUUAUUAGGAUGUACACUAUAUGAGGCUUUAAUGUCACAAAAGUUAACAUUUAAUUUUAAAAGAGACUGGAUCCAUCAAUUGAGUGGAUCUAUCCCCUCUUCGAGCCAAAAGGAAACAAAGCUUGUGUAUACGUCAUGUGUGUGGCAACGACGUUACGAAUAAUAACACACUCACAUUUGUGACGUUCUACACAUCAGAGACUGUCGGUUGAUAUUUAUUGUCCGAGGCAGGCGUACAAUUUUCAUCAGGUUAAGGACCCCAGGAUGUUGCGUCUGCGUUGCAAAACCAAAAAUGGGAGCCACAUUAUGCAGGGCCUGACCCAUCAGUCCUGUGUGCAGGAGCUGAAGAGCAAGGUAGAGGAGCUGACUGGUAUCCCCUGUGAUGUACAGAAGAUCAUGGUUGGUUACCCUCCCUCUAGCUUGGACCUCCGAAACGGAGAUGCUCACCUCAAGGACUACCCCAUCAAAUCAGGAGACACUCUCAUUGUUGAGGAGGAAGAGAAGAACAAGAUGAAGACCCAGACAACCAAUUCAGCUGUAACCAAGGGACCCCGCCUGGAGUCUCCCCCUGUGCUGGCCAGAAGGGUCGUUCCAGCAGACAACUCCUGUCUGUUCACCAGUGUCUCCUAUGUGGUGGAGGGCGGGGUAUACGACCCAGCGUGUGCCCCCGAGAUGCGAGGUCUCAUUGCCCAGAUCGUGUCGAGUGACCCAACGGCUUACUCUGAGGCGGUUUUGGGAAAGACCAACGAGGAGUACUGCACCUGGAUCCGACGUGACGACACCUGGGGCGGAGCUAUAGAGGUGUCCAUCCUGUCCAAAUUCUACCAGUGUGAGAUCUGUGUAGUGGACACGCAGACAGUGCGUGUGGAUCGAUUUGGUGAGGACGCUGGCUACCACAAACGUGUGCUGCUCAUCUACGACGGCAUCCACUACGACCCACUGCAGAAAGAAACGCCUAGUUCCGACACUCCGCCCCAGACCAUCUUCUCCACCACAGAUGACAUCAUCCUGGCCCAGGCCCUGGAGCUAGCGGAUGAGGCGCGAAGGAAGCGGCAGUUUACGGACAUCAACCGCUUUGCCUUGCGCUGCAUGGUGUGUCAGACAGGCCUAGUAGGACAGAAGGAGGCCCGGGAACAUGCCAAGGAGACGGGCCACACCAACUUUGGAGAGGUGUAAGUCAGAGCGCUCUUCCUCCUCUCACCCCCCCCUUACCUCACAACCACCACUCCCAUGCCGUCACAUCUGUGUCUGUACGAUCCUCUACCUCACUUGGUCCAGCGAGAUUCUGCAGACCCUGGGGUUCGGUCUUACCCGUUCAGUAUUACUACUACAGCUGUCAGCUCACGGGCUAAUCUACUGUAAGGUUCUGAUCUCAUACAAAAUAUCCUCUACAAUUGUUUUAGGGACAUUUUUAAGCUCAGUUUUGAGUCUUCACUCAAAACACAGUGGGUGAUUGUUUGUUGAAGUCCUGUUGCUCAGUAAUGUAGCAUUUGUUCAGUUUGUUGACACUAAUGGAGCAGAACUUUCUUAAUACCAAAGUUGGAGAUGCCUGGAAAUGCCUCGCUUUUUCAGUUCUGACUUGUGGCACAAUCGUCAUGGCAUGGCUAGAUAGUACUACAACAGAAAUCUUUUUCCAGGGCCAUUGUGCCAAGAUACAUGUUUGAUUUCACACAUCAAUGACAAUAUUAAUUCAAAUGUUUUUGUUUGUGCCUCACUAGUACUUGGAAAAACAGUGACAACUGUUGCAAAAUAUCAAAUAUAAACCCAGUCAGUCACUUGGUAGAGAAGCUGUUAUUUUAUUAUUUUGCAUUGGCAAUGUAUUUAAUAUUUGUAAUAGCAGAGUUUAGCUAGAUUCCUUAAAGGUCAAUACAACCCUAAAUUAUUCAACAAUGGUGCUGUGACAACUGUAUAAGUUAUUGUGUAAGCUAUUACUGAAUUUAAUUUGUUAUUUUCUGCGUUGUGGGUUGUCAGGUGUUUGGAUUUAAAUAUAGUUAUUGGUGUGGAACAUUAACAUUUCAUGCAAUUAUUAUCAUGCCAUGGCACUCUAGCAUCAAAAGGCCAUGGCAUUACCCACAGUGGGAUUGUUUUUUAAUUAUAUUUAUUUGUGUCUGUUUUAUAUGGUGUAAUUUGAAUUAUGGUAUUUUGUAUUACAGAGAAUCGAUAAGAAUGCUACAUGCUUAUUUUAUUUACAUUUUAAUCUUGGAGUUAUUAGACUGAAUGAUAUAGAUUGUAAGUCUGUGAUGAAUCAUUAUAUAUUUGUAGUUCAGGUACUGUACACAAUGUGCUUUGCUAUUCAACAUUCUUUUCAUGAUAGUGUUUUCUUUUUCAUUUCCCAUUAGCCUCUCACUCACACCCUGGAGGUCUUGUUGGACUAAUGUGAGGACCACCAAGUGAUGUCAUAGUUGUAAUGUUGAUCUAUAACCACGUUUCCAUCCAGUUUUUAUGCAAGAUAAGUCAUACCAUAUUUUCAAAAAACAGCUGUGAUGGAAACAGGAAUCUUCGGCACAGUUUUAUAAAUGCCGACAGAUCAUUUGUUUGUUCGACAUGGUGGGAUCUUUUUGUCUUUUAAAAUUAAUUAUGCGAGAAAUGGUGGAAACGCCUUUAUGCACAGAUAUUGAUAGAAUAACCAUCAUAUUGACGUAAACUUGGAGUCACGCAAUUAUAUGGUGUGUGUGGUUCUUCCACUACGACUCUGGAAACCAUGUAGUUUAUUAGGCUGCAGAUGAAAUAAAUGAUGAACUUCACAGGCUGGUAAAAGUGCACAAUGUUGAGCUUGAUGCUCCUUUCCAAUAAAUAAUCUGGUGACAUGAUGAUUGAUGCUUGACUGCAGUUUGACCAACAAAUAUUCUCGCCUUUAUCCGUAAUAAUCAUAUAGACUAGCCUAUUCGCACUGUAUCUGCAAGCUGUUGGCUAGAGCGCACUUGCCAAGACUAGAGUAGGUACAUCUUGCUAUUGAACUCAACAGUUUUUGUGACAAAACUAUCAGUGGAGUUGAAAAUGUGAUGCAAACACAUUGAACUUUAGAUUUUAUUUGGAACAUGAAAAGUUUUGUGAAAAAAAAUACAUUGUGUGCACUACGUCAUCAUGCACUGAUUUUGAUCCCCAACAAGUCAGUUUGGUGGGAAAAGCGCAUAAAAUCUGUCUCCAAUUGGAUGGAAACCUAGCAACUGUUCAAUCUAAAUGCAUGUGAGAAGAAGACUGCCGCUGUUCUACUUUCACAGAUGACAGCCACCAUGAUCUCAUGCCUUGCUCUUGAAGCAGCAGAGCCAUUGAGAUGGUUGAACCAUAUAAUUCUCACACAUGAAAAUACGUGAAUUCUGACAGUUUUCUUCAAGAGGUUGAUACUGUUGUUACUGGCAAAAAUAAUCAUGCAUUGCUCAAAAAAAUAAAGGGAACACUUAAACAACACAAUGUAACUCCAAGUCAAUCACACUUCUGUGAAAUCAAACUGUCCAUUUAGGAAGCAACACUGAUUGACAAUAAAUUUCACAUGCUGUUGUGCAAAUGGAAUAGACAACAGGUGGAAAUUAUAGGCAAUUAGCAAGACCCCCCCCCCAAUAAAGGAGUGGUUCUGCGGGUGAUAACCACAGACCACUUCUCAGUUCCUAUGCUUCCUGGCUGAUGUUUUGGUCACUUUUGAAUGCUUUCACUCUAGUGGUAGCAUGAGAUGGAGUCUACAACCCACACAAGUGGCUCAGGUAGUGAAGCUCAUCCAGGAUGGCACAUCAAUGCGAGCUGUGGCAAGAAGGUUUGCUGUGUCUGUCAGCGUAGUGUCCAGAGCAUGGAGGCGCUACCAGGAGACAGGCCAGUACAUCAGGAGAUGUGGAGGAGGCCGUAGGAGGGCAACAACCCAGCAGCAGGACCGCUACCUCCACCUUUGUGCAAGGAGGAGCACUGCCAGAGCCCUGCAAAAUGACCUCCAGCAGGCCACAAAUGUGCAUGUGUCUGCUCAAACGGUCAGAAACAGACUCCAUGAGGGUGGUAUGAGGGCCCGACGUCCACAGGUGGGGGUUGUGCUUACAGCCCAACACCGUGCAGGACGUUUGGCAUUUGCCAGAGAACCCCAAGAUUGGCAAAUUCGCCACUGGCGCCCUGUGCUCUUCACAGAUGAAAGCAGGUUCACACUGAGCACAUGUCACAGACGUGACAGUCUGGAGACGCCGUGGAGAACGUUCUGCUGCCUGCAACAUUCUCCAGCAUGACCAGUUUGGCGAUGGGUCAGUCAUGGUGUGGGGUGGCAUUUCUUUGGGGGGCCGCACAGCCCCCCAUGUGCUUGCCAGAGGUAGCCUGACUGCCAUUAGGUACCGAGAUGAGAUCCUUAGACCCCUUGUGAGACUAUAUGCUGGUGCGGUUGGCCCUGGGUUCCUCCUAAUGCAAGACUAUGCUAGACCUCAUGUGGCUGGAGUGUGUCAGCAGUUCCUGCAAGAGGAAGGCAUUGAUGCUAUGGACUGGCCCGCCCGUUCCCCAGACCUGAAUCCAAUUGAGCACAUCUGGAACAUCAUGUCUCGCUCCAUCCACAGACUGUCCAGGAGUUGGCGGAUGCUUUAGUCCAGGUCUGGGAGGAGAUCCCUCAGGAGACCAUCCGCCACCUCAUCAGGAGCAUGCCCAGGCGUUGUAGGGAGGUCAUACAGGCACGUAGUGGUUUUCCACUUUAAUUUUGUGUGACCCAAAUCCAGACCUCCAUGGGUUGAUAAAUUUGAUUUCCAUUGAUAAUUUUUGUGUGAUUUUGUUGUCAGCACAUACAACUAUGUAAAGAAAAAAGUAUUUAAUUUUGAUUAUUUCAUUCAUUCAGAUCUAGGAUGUGUUAUUUUAGUGUUCCCUUUAUUUUUUUGAGCAGUGUAUAAUGUUUGGUUGUUAGCAGAGAUGAACGGCUGGUGAUUUUUUAUUUUUUUUCCCCUAUCUAACUAUUAAUGCAGUCUAAAAGCUCUCGCACAUCAUUUCUCAAAACAAAAUAUUUAUUUUAGCUUUUGUCAGCUGGUUGUAAACAGACUCCAAAGUGUCCCCUAUACAAUUCAGAAAACUCUUUUGACUUGUUAUUUAUAGAAAAUGGACAGCAUGUAUGAACAUUAUGAAAGCUUGUCUUACAAUGAAAUACUCUGGAUCAGGGCAGGCUUUGUGUGGAAUAUGUUUCCCUGUUCUUGCUUGGACUUUUCAAAGACUUGUGUGUAAGAGGUCUGGGGCAUUGUUCUAGUGGGUGUUGAUUUGACUCAAAUAAGACUUCUCCAACAACCCAUUACAUGGAUGUUCAAGGAAAUGUUCAAUGAAUGUUGCACUCAAAGCACUACAGAGAAACUGGGUUUACUUGAUUUUUCCAAUGUUGUGUCACAAUAAAAUAAAUCAUUUAGGAUAUUA